GAAUGAUGACAUUGAGAAGACGAAGAAGAAGAAAACAGGAACCAGAUCAUAAACUGGGAGGACCUUCAUCUGACUGGGAGGAAACCCGAGCGCCUCCCCCCGGCCACACACACACACACACACACACCCUCUAAUCCCACGAUCCCGCUCGGCUCUCAGCGGGAUUGAUUCUGAAAGCGAGUGGGCUAAUUCAUGUUGGUGUCGGGGGCGUCUGCCGGGCUGAGGAAGAGGAGGGAGGAAGAGGAAGGAAGCAGGAUCACGUCACGAGAAGCAGCGGCGCUGAUGGACGGUCCUUGAUGCGGACAUUCGCCGACACCUCCGUGGAUCGGACAUGUUCUCGUGAGAAUCCUCCUUCAGCCUCACCCUCAUCCUCGUCGGAUUCUUCUCCGUAGCCGAGACAUGGAACUGUGUGGCGCCCCCCUCCCCCGCUCCCUCCUCCGAGCGCCUCUUUUCUGAAGCAUCGUGACCGCCUCUGGAUCCGAUCGCCUUCUCUCAUCUCAGUGCAGCGCUUCUCUUCUGAUCUGACGCUCUCGCAUUAACAGGCUCGGACCAAGAUGAGUGAGCUGGAGCAGCUUCGCCAGGAGGCAGAGCAGCUGAGGAACCAGAUACGGGAUGCCAGGAAAGCAUGCGGAGACUCCACCCUGACUCAGAUCACUGCGGGUCUGGAUCCCGUGGGCCGGAUACAGAUGAGAACAAGACGCACCCUUCGCGGCCACCUGGCCAAGAUCUACGCUAUGCACUGGGGGUCCGACUCGAGGCUCCUGGUGAGCGCCUCCCAAGACGGAAAGCUCAUCGUCUGGGACAGCUACACCACGAACAAGAUCCACGCCAUCCCUCUGCGGUCCUCCUGGGUGAUGACCUGUGCGUACGCCCCCUCUGGGAACUACGUGGCCUGCGGAGGUCUGGACAACAUCUGCUCCAUCUACUGCUUGAAGACCCGCGAGGGAAACGUCAGGGUGAGCAGGGAACUGCCGGGUCACACAGGUUACUUGUCUUGUUGUCGCUUCAUUGAUGACAAUCAAAUCAUCACCAGUUCAGGAGACACCACGUGUGCACUGUGGGACAUUGAGACGAGUCAACAGACCACGGUUUUCUCGGGCCACACCGGCGACGUGAUGAGUCUGUCGCUGUCGCCCGACCUUCGCACUUUUGUAUCGGGAGCCUGCGACGCCUCGGUCAAACUGUGGGACAUCAGGGACAGCAUGUGCCGGCAGACCUUCACGGGACACGAGUCGGACAUCAACGCCAUCUGCUUCUUUCCAAAUGGCGGCGCCUUCGCCACCGGCUCAGACGACGCCACCUGCAGGCUGUUUGACCUGCGUGCGGACCAGGAGCUGAGUCUCUACUGCCACGACAACAUCAUCUGCGGCAUCACCUCAGUGGCUUUCUCCCGCUCCGGGCGGCUGCUGCUGGCCGGCUACGACGACUUCAACUGCAACAUCUGGGACGCCAUGAAGGGAGACCGAGCAGGAGUCCUGGCCGGCCAUGACAAUCGUGUGAGCUGUCUGGGUGUGACGGACGAUGGCAUGGCGGUGAGCACCGGGUCCUGGGACAGUUUCCUAAAGAUCUGGAACUGACUGGAUUGAAGAGCCAGAGAACGGCAACGCACACAUGCUCAAGAGUCGCGCUUGCAGUGUGGGACCCUGUAACAUCAGACUCUGCAUCAUUUGUACAUAGAAUAUAAUACCAGUUAGUGUACACAAAAGUCACUUGUAAGUACGAUGUCAAUAUCAGUCCACUGAGGAGCAUUCACUUGAGAGGGAUUUUUUUUCCGUAUAUUACUUUGUAAUUACAGUUAAUUACAAUUUAUUUUUGCUAGUUUAUUACAUCACAGAAUAUCUCAUCUAACAUAGCUUGAAAUAUUAAACAAAAAAAAGAAACUCUAGACGUGGAAAGAAAAUGUGAAAAUUGCACGCACUUGUGAAAGAGAUACAUAUUCGGAUUUAAAAGUUCAUAAUUUCAAUUCAACGUCCACAGAUAAUUCCUGAGAUAUUGAAAUAGAUUCUAGCCACUCGACAGUGACGUGAUACGGCGCGUCGUCCCUCUCAAUUGAACGCGCUAUUGUGCCUCACACCUUCAGACUUCACACCUCUGAACAACCCCCUCGUCGUUUACAAGCCAAGUGGACAUUCUUUGCGACUGCUGUGAAGGGCGACCUCUGGUGGGCGACAGCAGGCGAUGCAGCAUCACGGUUUCUAUAGCGACCUUCCCACAGAUAGGGUUUUUUUAAAACGUUUAUUUUCCUCAUGUUCUUCCCGCGUGCCUCGGAUACACUACAAGAAUUAUUAAGAGACCUUGGAUCUGAGGUUGAGAAGAAGUAGAAAUACUCGUCUGAGUGAAGCAGGAGUGUAUUAACUGGACGUGACGGUGGUAAACAUUGUACAUAAUAUUAAUAAAUAAGAGCCGCUCCUGCAGGGUGCUGUUUUCUUCCGAUGACGUCAGAAUUCAUCCGCCCGCGGGGGUUUGGACUCUGGCACCAUCUAGUGGAACAAACGCGAACUGUUUGAAUCCAUCUAAUAUUUACGACGUUAGAAUUUAAAAGUAAAUACGUUUAACUAUAAGAACCUUUGCAGAAUAUAUCUUUUUUUUAAACACUUGUAUAGCAAAUAUUGCCCUGCUAAGCUCCCAAACGUCACCGUUUAAAAUACAUUUCAUGGACACAAUAAUACAAAAGUUAUGUUCUUAAACAUCACCUUUAAGACAGAGAUACUAACAUGACCUAAUUAUUCCCUCAAAAAAACUUGAACAAAACAGCUAGCAUUUAUAUUAGCAUGUCAAUUUAAACAUUUCAGUUGAUGCAAACAACACAGGCAUAAAUGAGUCGAAUCCCAACAGAAGAGAUCAAUAGAUUUUAUUUUUUCCAAACAUUUCUGUAUUAAGACAUGAAUUCAUUCAACACAAUCUUUUGAAAGUUUGAUCAAUCUAUGAAAUACAAUCUAGAGUUACCUCAAACGAAGAACACAGACUCAAGCACACGUCAAAAGAUAUUAACCAUCAUUCAACAAAAAAAAAACAUACAAAAUAAGAACAUUUCCUAUUUUUUGUCCAAAGAUUUGAUUCGAUGUGCUCCUCCUCCUCCCGACUCCACCAGCCACUGGAUUAUAAUUACAAAUAUAAAUCUGUCUCAGAUAAAGUCCGUCUCUUGGUUCACUUCGCUCUGAAAGGCAAUCACUGGGAUUUAUAGCAAAAGAAGAAGCAUCACGACGACAACCGAUUGUAUGGAACGACACCAGCACUUAUUUGACAUCGAGACCAAAGUAAAAGGGGUUUUGGAGGAAGCGACACACUAAACAGCCGAAGGCCACCGAGUCUUCACCUGCUGCAAACCGACAGCUUUCAUUGGUACAGACCCUUGUAUUGCUCUAAAGAGUCAAGCCUCUGGGGUUUCUUCCACCUUUGGUCCCUCAGCGUGCAAACACCGACACUAGCUGCGCGACGGUCAAAGGUCAUGGCUCUUGGCGCACAGUUUAGACUCAACUCUUCACCACGUGGGAGGAAACUGGAGUGCCCAUUUAGAUACAUUUAAGUUUAAAAAAAAGCUGCUUUCGUAGUCACUUGACCAGUGUCUAAAGUUCCCUCUUUAUUCCCUCAAUAGCAAGCUGCUGCUGUCUCCGACACAAAGAUGCAGCUCUAGUUUCAUACAAUACUUUCACUGGGAAUAGAAUUAAAAAUGGCUUCUUUUGUUAUUUAUCAUCAGAUCAGACAGGUGACAGUGCAUGAAAAGCUCUUUCCCAAAAUGCUGAAUUUGGGUCAAAAGAAUCAGGAGAAAUCGGAAAAGAGAAUUCUGAAUUGGAAAAAGAGUUUUAAAACAAAAAAAUCAGAAAUGAAAAAAGAAAGUUUUCAAUUUCGAAAAAAGACAAAAAUAAAAAUAAAAAUAUAUAAAUAAAAAUACAUUUAAAUUUCUGGGGAAAAAAAAUCGAUCGAAAAACGAUUCCAAACCAAAAAUAAAAAAAAGAAUUUACAAAUAUUUUCUGAAUAAGUCUCACUGCGAUAUCAAACUGCAGUUCCUCAUUUAAAGGUUUCUUGGGCAACAAGCUCCGCCUCCGUCCGUAAAACACAGUGACUCCUCUCGACCGAGAGUUUACUUGCAUCUUCUUAACAGCAUACUUCUUAUUGUUAUUUAAUUUAAGAGGAGGACACGAGUUCCAGACGUCACAAAAUGUUUUACAGCGUUUGGACUGUCAAAUCUAAAAAAAAAAAAAAAAAAAACAUUUAUUUCAAGCAUUUUGGGACAGAGCUCUGCUGACUGCACCGGACUCUUUUAAAUCGUCCAUAAACAUGUCACACCAAGAGCCAGUAAACGACGCGAGCGCAGCGCCCCCUGCAGCAGGUCAGACGCCAUCACCUGAGCCCCGCCCACCUCUCCCGGCUCGCGGCUGCUCACACGCACACACCCGCGCGCACACGCACACACAACAUCAACGAGAAGGAGCGAACGAAAGUCUCAGGUGAAGCUUUAAUCUCUCUGCUGUUAAACACAUUGUGCUUUGAUUAAUAGAGCAGAACACUUGAUAUAUAUAUUUAUAUAUAAAUACAAAUCUGUCUCAUAGAUGUACAUUCACUGCUAAUCUCAAGAUCGACUACUUACAUAUCUUAUAAAAUCUCAGGAUAAGUGGAGCUAAUCUCCCCAACUACCUGCUGAACCACCGACAUGGUAUGGCUUUUCUGCUGACUACCACCGCGACAGGCUUCUUCUCUUAUUGCAGCUCUACACGUGAAACAUGUGAAUUUUCGACGCCCCCUAGUGGGAUGUAAGCGCACUUUUUUUACUGGCACAAAAUCGGAUUCCAAAUAAGGGAGCGGUCUCUUCUUCUCCGUGGGACUUCAAGUAAGAGACUCAGAUGUGCGUUCUGAUCCUUCUCAACUCCAAGGCACUGCUUAAGCUGUAAACAUGAUCGGACGACGAAAACCCUCCUGGAUGGUGGAGGGGGGAAAAAAAAUAA
Synchiropus splendidus (mandarinfish) is the source of this 4943-nucleotide messenger RNA. RefSeq names its product guanine nucleotide binding protein (G protein), beta polypeptide 2 (gene gnb2). The record is from RefSeq and is a predicted model, not a curated record. Lineage: Eukaryota; Metazoa; Chordata; Actinopteri; Syngnathiformes; Callionymidae. Gene Ontology annotation, cellular component: heterotrimeric G-protein complex; cytoplasm. The coding region runs from base 555 to 1577 and encodes 340 amino acids. Gene Ontology annotation, molecular function: signaling receptor complex adaptor activity; protein binding. Gene Ontology annotation, biological process: G protein-coupled receptor signaling pathway. The transcript has 10 exons.